GCAACAGUUUCACCGCUGUCAUCUCAGGAGGUCCUGUGCUCCAGGGAGCUUUUAAAGACACCUCCCACCCAAAAAAAAAAGAAGGGGGAGAGGCAGCAAGGGCAGGAGCAAGGGCACGUGUGUAAGCGUCUCCCGGUGGUUUUGCUGUGAAUGUCUUCUCAGCGUCCCCAUGAAAACAGGCAGGAAUCGAGGCAUAGUCUUGGGCACAAGAUGGCAAGACGAGCAGGGGGCGAAGGCUCCCCGAAAAAGAAUACAUCCCUUAACUUGGUGACCGGGUUCUUCCACUACCUCCGGGAUGAGCAGGAGGCAGUGCAGAAGAGGACAUUCACAAAAUGGAUCAAUUCCCACUUGGCAAAGCGUGUCCCUCCUCUGGUGGUGACAGACCUGUUUGAGGACAUUAAGGAUGGUGUGAUGCUGCUGGCCCUGCUGGAAGUCCUCUCUGGACAGAAACUGCAAUGUGAGCAGGGCAAGAAGCUUAAAAGGAUCCACUGGGUCGCCAAUAUCGGUACCGCUCUCACCUUCCUUGAGGGUAGAAAGUCCGCCUACAGAGGAUCUCCGAUCAAGCUUGUGAACAUCAACUCCACAGACAUUGUUGAUGGACGGCCGUCAAUUGUGUUGGGGUUGAUGUGGACGAUCAUCCUCUAUUUCCAGAUUGAAGAGCUUACCAGUAGCCUACCAGCACUUCAGGCUUUGUCCAGUAGCACUUCUUCACUGGACAGCUCCACCAGCAGCACUGAGACCACCAGCCCCCCUGUCAAGAGAAAACCCCUCCCACCUCCUCAGGGCGGAGCCAGAAAGGCCCUGCUGAGAUGGGUCCAGCACACAGCCACCAAACGUGUAGGGAUCGAGGUGAAGGACUUUGGCCCCAGCUGGCGCACAGGGUUGGCGUUCUAUGCCGUCAUCCAGUCCCUUCGGCCAAAUCUAGUUGACAUGGAGCGUGUAUGGAGGAGGCCCAACCGAGAAAACCUGCAGGAAGCUUUCUUAUUGGCUGAGAAAGAGCUGGGCAUUCCACAGCUUCUUGACCCAGAGGAUGUUGAUGUAGACAAACCAGAUGAGAAAUCCAUUAUGACAUACGUAGCCCAGUUCCUGAAGCAUCAUCCUGAGCAAAAGCAGAGCGACUCAGACGGGCGCCAAGAAGAAGAGAGAGAGCAGCGAAAGAGCCUGAGGGAGCUCAAAAUGUGGCUCGACCAGCUGGAGAGAGACGCAAUACAGUCCCAGGAGACGGAGGGCAAUCUCGCUCAACAGUACCAGUUGUUCAAAAGUCUUCAUGUCCAGUUAGAGAUGAGGCAUAAACAGGUGGAGGGAGCAUUGCAGUCCGCUCAGAAGGAUGGGAUGCUGACAGUGGAUCAGGCUCUGGUCAAACAGGCCUGGGAAAGGGUCUCUAAAAGGCUCCUGGACUGGCAUCUGCUUCUGGACAGGUCCCUGCCGACUCCUCUGGAUGUGGUUGGGGCGUGGCUGCAUGAAGCCGAAGGAGCCCUGCGACAAGAGAUUGUCGUGCAGCAGGCCCACGAUGUGACGGCCAGCACUGUACACAGAGCUCUGGAGCAGCACAAGGAUGUGUUGAAGAGCUUAGACAGUCACCUGCAGGUUUUUCAGAGGAUCCAUAAAGACAGAAGUGUUGAUGGAGUUCCUGUUCCCCUGGACCAGCUCCAAGACAUGGCUGAGAGGAUGAACUUUGUCUCAACAUCUUCUAGCAUACAUUUGGCAAGAAUGGAAUACUUGGAAAACCAACACCACAUGCAAGCCUUCCUCACCCUGACCGAAUCUAAGCUCAAAUCCUGGAUCAUAAAAUAUGGCCGACAAGAGUCUGUGGAAGUGAUGCUCCACAACUAUGUAUCAUUCGUGGAGAAGCAACAUUUCUUUGAAAAGUACGAUGCAUUGUUCCAGUCCCUGAAACAGUCUGCCGAGGCUUAUGUCAAUGCUGACAGCUCAGUGGAUGAGGGCGAGAUGGGAGUACGCAGGUUCAUGCGGGAGGUGGUGACCCAGUGGAGGAGUCUGUCUAUGGAGGUGCGCAGUGUGAGGAGCAUGCUGGAGGAGGUGCUCUCUAACUGGGAGAGGUACAGCUCCAUCGUGGCCUCCUUACAAGCUUGGCUGGAGGAUGCUGAAGAAACCCUGGGCCAGCCAGAAAAUACUAAGCGGGAGUUUUUCAGGAAUCUCAGCCACUGGAUGGAUCAGCAUGCAGCCAUGAACGACGCAGGGAAUUUUCUGAUUGAGACGUGCGAUGAGACCAUGUCACUUGAGCUCAAGCAGCAGCUUCUUUUGUUGAACGGACGAUGGAGAGACCUCUUUCUCAAAGUCAAACAAUAUGCCCGUGCAGAUGAGCUGGAGAAGUGGAGAAAAGACCAUUUGAAGGCUGUGACGGCGCUGAAAGAGCUACUGGACACGGCAGAGGCCAAACUUAAUGCUCCUGUUCAGGUGUCUUUCCUCAGCGUUAGAGGCUUUCUGCAGGAUGUGGAGAAUACCAGGCAAAAGGUUGUUUCCAUGGAGACACAAUACAAGUUGGCUGGCCGCAGUGCUCAGCUCCUUGCCAAAGAUGCGCCACAGGACGAGGCUGCCAGGGUCAUGGCAACUAUGGCAACAGCCAAGAGUCAGCUGAGCAAGGUGAGAGAGCGGUGUCCCCCCCUUGUGAGGGAGUGUCAUGUCUUUCUGCCGCUAUUGGAGGAGAUGGAGAAACACGUCACUACUUUCUACCAAGCCCUGGAGCGGGCCAGUCGCAUCACUGCUGCAGCCAGAGACCAAGACCCACAGAGCCAGGCCCAGCAAAAACAAAAGUGGCAGGAUUUGUUCAACCAGCAGCAAACCUGUAAACGUUGUCUGUCAGUGAUUGAGAGGAAUUACAACACCCUGCAGAGGUUGCUGUCCAACAGCAAGGUGCUCCGAAACUUCGACCUGUCCCAGCUGCAGAAGAGGGUGGCUGAAAUACAGGCGUCAGCACAGGCUUUGCUGAAGGAGGUUGGGGAAUGGAGAAGGCAGGAAGAGGCGAACAACUGCCUGAGGAGGAGGUUUGAAGAAUCAAGACAAGAGCUGGAGAGAGUACUGAAGAAAGCUCAGGGCUGCUUAAAAGAAACCGGAGACGCUGAAGAAUUACUGAAGAAACACACUGAUUUUUUGGGCCAACUCGACCAGCGUGUGCUGAGUGUUUUCUUGAAGGCAUGCGACGAGCUGACUGACAUCCUUCCCCAGGAGGAGCAGGAGGGGCUGCAAGAAACUGUCCGCAGGCUGCAUAAACACUGGAAGGACAUCCAGGCUGAGGUACCGUCUCACCUGCUCCGUCUGAAGGUGGAGGUGGAGCGAAGUCGAGUCUGUGUGAUCAUACAAGACUGCAGAGUGGAGUUGGACAGAGAAGUGCACGCCCUGUCUGGUACCUGCACCAGCGAGAGAGUGAUCAAAGAGCACAGAACUUUUUUUAGGGAACGCAAACCUCUGACUUCUUGUGAGAAGAGGAUUAGAAUCAUGGAGGAUCUGUGUCAGAAGUUACCUGACAACGACCCGGCUUAUCGCGCGUUAGACUCCACCAGAAACGUUGUAGAAGAGGUUAUGGAGCAAAUCAAGAGCACCCACCUCAAGCUGGAGCAGCACCCUGAUAAAUGGAAAGACUGGAACGAGAGGUUCUGUGAGCUUUCUGAUUGGGUCUCUUCUCAAAAGAGGCAGGUGAGACUCUUAAAAGAGACUUCAAGAAAUUCCAGCCACAAAGAGCAAGUUGAUGCUGCUGUCCAGGCUCUGCAGGAAGCAAUAGAUGCCCGAGAGGAGAGCCUGUUGUGGCUUAAGAGCCGUCUUGCUGGGCUGUCUGAGGUUAGCUCUGAUCUGGAGGUCCAGAGACAGAGAACUGCUCUGGCCAAACUCUCCACUGACCUGCGGGCUCUCUUUUCUUCACUUUGUCAGUGGGGUGAGGAGGGUUCUGCUAUGUUCCAGUACGAGGAGCUGAGGGAGGAGGUGCACGGUGCACUGGAGGAGGUUCUGAGAGCACGCAGGGAGGCUGAGGAGCAGACCAGCAGGAUACUGGAGGCAGAGGGGCUGGAGGAGGCAAAACAACUUUACCUUUUUCACCAGCAACACUUAAAGCGCCUGCACGCUAACAGGAGAGAGGCGGAGCUCCUGGUGUCUCACUGCCGACAGCUGCAGAAGGGGGAGACGCUCAGUGAGUCUCUCCGGGAGCUGGAGGGAGCUUUCAGAGAGGUGGACCGUAAAUCAGAGGCAAAGGAGCACAACCUGCAGGAAACUCUGAGCUCCUGGCAGAAUUUUGAAGCCGACAGAGAAACCGUUUGGAGGUUUGUCAGUAACACAAACGAAGAGCUGCACAAAGAACUUAUUUUCAACAACGUGGACAGCCUGAGGACGGAACUGGAGCAUAACAAGGAGCUCCUAACAGAGAGUGAGGAGUUUUCCAUACAAGCAGAUCUCCUCCUGGAAAAGGCAGCAGAUGUUCAGCUCGGCCCGAAGAAUCAGACUCUUCUUCUGCAGCAGGCCCAGUCCAGCAAGGAAGCUGUCGCACAACUUCAAGACCACCUCAACAAGAAUGUUGUCCAGCUGGAGAUGGUGUGUAUGCGGUGGGAGCGCUUCAGCAGAGAGUCUGAGGCUGUCUCUCUGUGGAUGAACAAGACAGAGGAGGAGUUAGACGCUGUUAGCACCUCCUCCUCCACAGAUCGCCUGGACAAACAAAUCAGCAAAGUGGAGGCUGUGGGGGAGGUUUUAGACGAGAGACGGGUCGCGCUGGCUCACAUGGAGGCGGACUGCGAGGCCCUCUCGAUCUUUGUGACCCCCGGGGAAGCUGGACGUAUUCGGACACAACUCGCACAGAUGAGGCGUAACUGGGAAGAGAUGAAGUGGAGGGUAGAGCAGCUCGGAGGCCAGCUCAACCAGAGCGCCACAUACAGGCAGAGAUAUAACGAUAACCUUGAACAGGUCAAGAAAACAAUGAGUGAUCUUAAAGAGAGGCUGGACUGUCCCGUCACAUACUGCACAUCAUCAUGUGAGACAUACAAAAUCCUCCAGGACCAUAUGGAGGUCUGCCAGGCUGUCGAGCAGCUGAACCCCAGGCUGAUGGCUUUGUGUUCAGCCGUGAAGAGGCUCGGUGAGGGCAGCCAGCUGGAGGAAGAGGUGGCUAACCACCAGCAACAACAGGCAGAGUUUAUGGCAAAAGGCGCAGAGAAGCAAUCCACAUUAGAGAGCCUUCUAGCACUUUGGCAAAGAUUUGAAAAGGAGCUUUCGUCCAUGAAAAGUUGGUUGGGAAGAUGUGAGUCUGUUUGCUGUCCGGACUCUGAGCUGCUCUCUGCAGACAAAGAGAAACUUAGGAAUGAACUACGAAAUGUGCAGGAAAUGCAGAGGGAGACGCCAUCGUAUGAAGCUCUCCUCCACGGCCUUUUGAAUCUUGGGCUGUGUCUGUAUCCCACAGCGCCUGAAGAUCGUACACAAGAGCUCAGUGAUGACCUCACGCAAAUACAACAGAGAUGCACUGCUUUGAAGAGCAGUAUAUCACACAGACUUGAGCUGUUGGAGCCUCAGUUGGAGCAGCUGGAGCAGUUUGAUCAGGCUCUGCUGACUCUGACCCAACGGAGUGAAAACUUCCUGUCUGGCUUGAGAAGCUCUUCCCAGGUUGAUAUUGCUGAUCUUGAGGCUGCAAUUACAAAGCUGAAGGAGAACGAGGUGCAACUACAGGCCUAUGCAUCGAUGAGAGAGGCUCUGCAGCAAAGAGAGUCGUCCCUGAUUCGCUGUUCCACACCAGAGGCCCAACAGGAGCUGCAGGGCUGGAGAGAGGACUGCCUGCAACCCCUCAAUGAAUCCCAGCGUCUACUUCUCCUCCGCAAAGAGUGCCUGACUGAGUUAAAGACUUUCCUUGAGAAGCAUGGAGCAGCAGCUGAGGCUGUGCGUAGACUUCAAGAGGCAGUGGAAGGAAGGGGAAGCUGGGACGGCUCCAAAGUUGAAGAGCUGCAUCGCGGAAUAGGGGAAGUGGCUACAGAUGUGGCCCGACUUGAGGCUGAGGCAGUUGGCUUGGAUGGUCAGUUCGCCAAAGCACAGUUUUACCUGUGUGGGGUAGAGUGGCAGAGGUCCAAAGAUGUGAGCCCCCCCCAUGGAAGAACGUCAUGCAGGGUGCAGGCAGUGUCUCUCAGUAUGGCCCUGGAGGAGGUUCAGAGAGGCGUGGGGUGGAGGCAGAGUGAGGCAGACGCUUUAGGGGCACUGUGGAGCUCCUUCAGGGAGAGGAGGGAGGAGGUGAUGAAGAAUUUGAAAAAACUGGAGGAUGAAGCGAGGCAAGAGGCGGCCAGAGAGAGUUCAGUACAGGCCUUUCAAAACAGGCUGCGUUUCUUUAUUCAGCUAGAGGAUGAGCUCCAGUCCCUGCAGCACUCCCAGCGGUGGUUAGAGGAGAAGGGAGGCCAGCUGGCCCAGAGAGACAGCGAGCUGGCAGGGGAGGCUCUCAGGGAGGUAGCAAUUGUGAAGACAGCCUGGGAGAACGUCAGGACUCUGAUCACCAACGGUCAGGAACAAAGUGGAGUUCUGGUAGAUCUUCUCCGCCACUUCCACCACCUGAAGUCAAUCCUCACCACCGUUGUUGAGACUGCUCAGGCUGUUGCACACAAUCUCCCCGACCACAACCAUGAUGCCCAGGAAGCCAAGAGGACUUUCAUACGACAUGAAACAGUGCAGUCUGAACUGAUAGAAAAACAGGAAGACAUGGACCAGCUCAUCAGCACAGUGGAGGACCUGCAAAGAGAGCUGGAGAAGGUUCCCCACUCGGAUACGAGCUUCAUCCAGAGAGACACAGAGACAUUAAGAGACCAGUGGCUGGAGGUCUCAGAGAGGAUACAGACAAACACAGAGAGGCUGGGAUACUGCGUAAGCCUUUGGGACGACCUCAGGUCCAUGGAGCAGGACAUCAACCAAUGGAGCGCCAACUCCAUCGCUGAUCUCACCGACAGUGUCACCAAUCUCAGCGAUAAAGAAAACGCAGAGGCCCAUCUUGACACCUUUCAGGCUGAGGUCGAGAAGAGAGAGCAGACGCUCGAUGCCCUGCAGGAGAGAGUGACGGAGCUGAAGGAGCGAGCAAAGCUGCAGGAAACCCCGUUACAAAUGCAGGUCCUAGAAUCAGACCUCAAAAAGAAAAUGGCCCAUGCGCAGGAAGUGUACAACCAGGCCAAACACACUCUGACCUACUUCAGUUUCCAGAAGCAGCGACUGGAGGACCUCAUGUCCCAGAUGGCCGAGCGGCUGAAGGCAGUUGAGGGCUCCUUAUCAGACCUCACUGAGGCUACUUCUCCUGAAGACAUUGGCACUGUUAAGGACCUGCAGGGUGUUGUGCAGCAACAGAGGGCAGACAUGGACUCGGCUCGAGAUGCCUUGAGUGCUCUGUGCAGGUCUCAUCCCUCUCAGGAGUUGUCAUGCCUCAGCUCUGAGCUCACCACCAUUGCAAAGCGAACAGAGGCUGUUGCGCAGCGCUGUGCCAAGACAAGGGGUAACCUGCAGGAUGGGUUACAGCUCCACUUCAACGAGCUCGUCCAAGACUUCCACUCCUGGCUUGCAGAUCAGAAGUUGGAGCUUAAAGAUUGUUCUAAUCAAUCUGGAGAUGUUUCCAUCCUUGGGGCUAAGUUUCACAGGCUAAAGGUGUCAGUCGAGCAGAUGUCCGAGGGUGAUGAGCGUCUGUCUCGGGUUUGUGAGGAAGCUGAGAGGCUUCUGGUCCACCUGUCUAAAGCUGGAGCGGCACAGGUCCAAGAGCAUCUUUCGUCCUGUAAGAGAGAGUGGAAGAACUACAUGGACAGUUGCUCUCAGAACCAACAAGACUUGCAUGAGAGCAUCGAACUUCUGAGAAAUUUUAAUGGCUCCGCUGAUGGUAUUAGAAACUGGCUGAAGCAGAUGGAUGUCAGCCUCAAGAGCGAGCCUGUUUUAGGGGCAGAGAGCCAGCAGGGAGUCAUGGACAUCACAGAAGAGCUGGAGAGGAUGGAAAACCUCCAUAAGGAACUGCUUGAAAGAAGGGACUCCAUUGAGCAUCUCUGCCAGGAGGCCCAGUCUCUAUCUGAAGCAGGCCGGGGGUCAGGAGGAGAGGUCAGAGUGACAGGCCAGCUCCAGAUGGAGCACCAGGCUCUGCUGAAGGCCGCCAGGGAGAGACUGCGAGGCUGCCAAGAGAGCCAGGCCUUUGGAGAGACCCUCCAAGGGGUCUGGGCCUGGCUGGAGGAGAUCCAAGAGAGGCUGGGUACAGUAGACAGCACCAUGGGAACCAAAGAGCAGCUAGAGCAGAGGCUGGAGACUGUGCAGGACAUCCUGCUUUUGAAGGGGGAGGGGGAGGUCAAGCUGAAUAUGGCGAUGGGUAAGGGUGAGUUGGCCCUGCGAAGCUAUGGCGCCACUGGACAGGAGGUGGUGCGCUCUCAGCUGCAGGAAGUGGAGGAUGCUUGGGCAACGCUGCUUGUGACUGCCAUGAGCUGCCACAGUCGCUUGGAGUGGACUGUGUCUCAGUGGGGUGGAUACCUUGAGAGUGCUGCGCAGCUGCAGUGUUGGAUGGAGGUUGUGGAGCGGGAGGUGUGCGCCCCUCUCACCCCUCAGCCAGGGCCCAGAGAAAAGGCCUCCCAGCUAGAGAGACUCAGAACCCUGCUAGCUGACUUGGAGGACCACCAGGUGGCACUGUCCAGUCUAGAAGAAAAAGCUAGAGAACUGUUCAAAAAGACAGGUGACGCUGGCUUUAACCAUGGUGCCCGUACCCAGCUGCAGGCACAGUUUGAUGACCUCACAACCUUGGUAGAGGAGAGAGUACGUCUUGCACAGGCUGUGGUGUUGGAGCAUCAAAAUUACCUGGAGGCUGUCAGGGAACUCACUGAUUGGCUGAUGACUGCCGGAGAAGAGCUACAGCACUGGUCUGAUUCAUCGGGAGACUCUGCCUCGAUUAAAAAGAAACUGUCAGAAGUGAGGGAGCGUGUUGAGAGUCGACUGCUGGAGGGCCGAGAGCGCUUGACUCGUGUGCGUCGGAGUGCCGCGUCCACGGCAGAGCACACGGCAGCGGGUGGCUGCGAAGCCAUGGACCGUCAGUUGGGGGCGCUGUCGCAGGCUCUGGAGCAGUGGGAGGGGGCCGCCCUGAGGGCCAGGGAUGGUCUGGAAGGGGCCCUAGCUUCUGCUGCUGCAUCAGAGGAGGAGUAUGACCGCCUCACUGCCCGUCUUGAGGAAGAGUUGAAAGAGCUUGAUGGACGGCUGAAGGGGUGGAGCCAGGAGCUGAUUAAAGCUGAGGGGCGGAGCAACGGUGAGGAAGCAGUGGAUGGAUGGCAGCUGGCAAAGGACAUACUGGAAGGCUUGCAGAGUGCCGAUCCAAUGGCAGAGAAGUUGAAAGGCCAACUGAACGACCUGGUGCGAUACUCCAGAGACCUGGGCUCGCAAUCCGACCGGGUCACAGCGCUCAUCAAACAGCACAACAGUCUCAGUCUGCGUGCAUCCAGGGAGUGUCAAAAUAAGGAGCGCUUGUUGGAGCAGAGGUUUCGUGCCGCCCUAAGAGACUUCCAACAGUGGUUGGUCAACGCCAAAAUCAGCACGGCCAAAUGCUUUGAUGUGCCACAAAAUGUCGCCGAGGCCUCAACUGCUCUGCAGAGGAUCCAGGAGUUCUUGAGUGACAGGGAGCAUGGCCAGGCCAGGCUGAGUACAGUAGGUGCCAGUGGGGAGCUGCUGAUGGCUGUGGUGUCCAAAGACAGAGUUGAGGGAAUCAAGGCCAAGGUGGCAAACGCCAGAGAGGACUGGAAGAGCCUGAUGAAUAACCUGCAGAUGAAGGAGGAUGCGCUCAAGAAUCUGCAGUCCCAGAUGAAGGAGUUCGAGGCGAGUGCUGAGCCUCUGCAGGACUGGCUGAACAGCACAGAGGUCAGAGUUCAGGAGAGCAGUGCUCGACUACAUGACCUACCAGCCAAGAAACAGGAGCUCAGCAAACUGCAGUCUGUGCUGGAGGAGAUGGCCAGUCGGGAGGCAGAGCUGGGCAGGCUCAGAGAACGAGCUCAUCGUCUCUGGGAGGGACAAGCAGCAGGCAAGGGUUUUGUCCAUCGUGUCUCCCAGCUGUCCGCUCAGUAUCUAGCUCUCAGCAACUUAACAAAGGACAAGGCCUCCAGGAUUGAACGUAUUGUAGGGGAGCACCGCCUCUUCUCUCAAGGCCUCAAAGAGCUCCAGGAUUGGGUUUGUGAAGCUCAGAGGGUUCUCAGCACCUGCAUCUCCACCACGACAGAAAAGGGCGUGUUAGAGGACCGGAUGUUACAUCUGGAGGCCCUACUGGCUGCCCGUCAGGAGAGGGAGAUCCAGCUAAAGAUGCUCCUGACGAGAGGAGAAGCAGUCCAAAGGAACACGUCGGCCGAGGGAGUCCCAGUGAUCCGCAAACAGAUCCAGGACCUCAAAGACUCAUGGGACUGCCUGCUUUCUGCCUCCAUUCAGUGUAAAAGUCAGUUAGAAGGCGCUUUGUCACAAUGGACCAGCUAUCAGGAGGACGUGGGCCAGUUCGUUCUGUGGAUGGAUCGAGUGGAAGAGACGCUCAGCUGCUCAGACAGACAGUACUCUGAGAUGAGAGACAAGACCGCUAACCUGGGAAAGACAAAGCUUCUCUAUGAAGAAGUUCUGAGUCACAGCAGUCCUCUGGAGACCAUCGCCACAAAGGGGUCCAAUAUGUCUGAGCACUCCACCACCCAGCAGGAGGUGCAGCAGCUGCAGUGUAGAUACAACGCCCUCAAAGAAAAGGCCAAGAACGCAGUCGGUAAGGCCAAAGGUCUGGUGCUGGUCCACCAGGAAUAUCAGAGGGGGUUACAUGUGUUUGAGGACUGGCUGGAGCAAGAACAGGCUAGUCUGGCCUCAUUGUCCCACCUAGAGGGAAACGUGGAUACACUAGAGAAGACGCUGGAACAACUACAGCUUCUGCAGGAACGCUGCUCAAACGGUCAGUCUUUACUCUCCUCUGUGCUGAGCAGCAGAGAGAGAGUUAUCCCCUGGGGUAUACCUCAAAUCGAGGACCGAGCGCUGGAUGCAGCUCAGCGAGAGUGGGGGGCCUACCAGGGCCGCUUGGAGGAGACUCAGACCCAGCUGAGCUCCACACUGACCAGACUGAAGCAGAUGGGCCAGAAAUUCCUGAGCCUUGCCCAGUGGCUGGAGGAGAUGGAGAAGGUGGCAAACAUCAGACACCAUCGGAGGUCAGACAGAGCCACGAAAGGGACUCAGCUGAAGAAACUCCAGGGAUGUCUUGAGACAGUGCUCGCACGGCAGGGAGAAGUCGAUGGCCUCUCCUCUCUGGCCCAGCAGGUUCUGGAGGAGACCUACAUCAGUAGCCGUGUUAGCGUUACUGCCACACAGCUCACAGCCCGCUACCAUUCCCUGCUGCUCAACAUACAGGACACCAUCAAGCAGCUACAGGAGGAGCGAAAGAGCAUUGAGGAGGCUGAGCACCUUUGUUUCUCUUUCACUGACUGGCUCAGCUCCACUCACAAAAACUUCACAGCAUUAACCGACAGCACGGAACCUCUUGACCGGGUCGCCAUGGAGAGGAAGAUGAAAAAACUAGAGGCUCUCCAGUCUGAGCUCCAACAUGGUCACAGUUUCCUGAAAUCCCUGAGAGAGCGAGCAGAGCAGGCGGCAGGCUUCCUGAACGAAGCGGGAGCUGAGAGUUUAGGCGGGGAGGUAGAGGCUCGCCUCGGCCAGCUAGAGGAGCUCGCAGGUGGUCUGAGGCAUGAGCACAGCUUUCUGCAGCGGGCUUUACUGCUGGCUAAGGAGUUCCACGACCGGUAUAAGGCUCAGGCCCAGUGGCUGGUGGAGACCAGGGCUUUGCUCAGCAACCCAGUGGAGCCCAAGGCUGAACUGUACCAACGGAGAGCACUGCUGGCUAAAUACAAGGCUUUGAUGCAGAUGGUUCAGUCCCAUGAUGGAUCCAUCAGGUCAGUGGUGGAGAAAGGAGAGGCUCUGCUCACCUCUGUCCACUACCCGUCCAUCCGAGACAAAGUGACAAGAUUAAAAAGAGACUACGCUGAACUCUGUAAUACUGCCAUGGCCCAUGUGGAGAACCUGGAUGGACAGGUGAAGGAACAGGAAGCUUACCACAACGAGCUCCAGGAUGUGGAGCGCUGGCUACUCCAGAUGUCCAGCAGGAUGGUGACUCCUGAUCCAUCUGUGGGAGGCAGUUUGGAGGCAGCAACACAACAGCUGGCCAGACACAAGGCCAUCAUGGAGGAAAUAGCAGGCUUUGAGGAUCGCUUGAUAGGUCUGAAGGAGCGAGGAGCCCACCUGGUACAAGGCUGCAGUGACCGUGUGCAGAGCAGGCUGAGACAGCAGGUCCAGGCUCACCAGCAAGGCACUAGAGACAGCUACUCUGCCAUCUGUAGCACGGCACAGAGAGUUUAUCAAAGUCUGGAUCAUGAACUACAGAGACAUGUGAGUCUCCAAGACACUCUGCAGCAGUGCCAGACCUGGUUGAUCUCUGUCUCAGAGGAGCCUGAGCCACCUUCUCAUCCUCCUCUCAGCCUGGAGGAGGCGCUACAACAGGUAAAGCAAGAGCGUGCUCUCCAGGAACAGGCCAGCACUUACCUCCAGCUUGUGUGCUCAGCAUGUGACCUGUCUGAGGCGAGGGUCAGGGAGACUGCAGCAGAUAUUCAGCAGGUCAAACUGCAGAUUGAGGAGCGUAUGAUUCUUUGUGAGGAGGUAGCAGACAGCUGGAGGGAUAUAGAGGAACAGAAGGCUGAUCUGGAGGCCCAGCUGAGAGAGACAGAGCAGCAACUUCAGAGCCUCAUCAGGAGACCUGCAGAGCUGGAGCCCAAGAUUGCACAGAACCAGCUCGACAAGGCACAGGAGUUCCUUCAGCAGAUUAAGGAGAGACAGUCUGAGGUUACACAUUUGAGUGACACCGUUGGUAGGCUGACAGAUGGACAGGUCUCUCCUGCUCUGGAGGAGAUAAGGAGACUGAGGAGAAGCUGGAUGGACUUGGGCCAGCGGGCAGAAGAGCUGGAGACUCAGCGAGGGGAGGACAUGCAGAGGAGUGGGGAGUAUCAGGAGAUUGUUGUUGCUGUGGAGGAACUUUUCCACCAAGUAUCCAGAGAAUGGGACUACCUUGCCAGGGCUGACACAGAAAGCACCAGUGAGCAUCUAGAGGCUCUGAGGAAGCUUUCCAGUGACCUUGAAGAGCAGAGGGCAACUCUAGAAGACCUCAGAGACCAGAAACAUACUAUCUUGCCUCGACUGAGCCUUCUAGACAAGGAGCUGGUCAAACAGCAGGUGGGUCAUCUGGAGCAGCGUUGGGCCCAGCUUGAAUCCCUUAUACAACAGAAGAUCCAAGACUCAGCGCAGACACUUGAGGAUCUCACCCGUGUUGAAAGCCAACUGAGGGAUGCCCGGGAGUGGGUGGAGGAGCAGCGGCCCGCUCUGACCUCAGUGCUGAAAACCAGCCCGCCCCCCGAUCUGGCCCAGAGUUUCCUGUUUGACCAUCUGAGUGUGUGUGUAGAACUGGAGGCUCGUCAGCAGCUGCUCGGUCAGGCGGUGAGCGAGGCCCAGACUGUGGCCUCUAGACUGGGCCUGAGUGAGAAGAGACGCCUGCAAGAGCUUGUUGAGAAAGCUCAAGCUGAGGUGGAGGCUCUGGGGGCUCAGGUGGCCCAACGGAGGAAGUAUCUCAGUAAGGCCUUUACAGAGAGGACACAAUUCCUUCAAGGCUUGGGGAGAGCACUUUCUUGGGUGCAACAACAAGAGAGGAAAGCUUUGAUAGAUGACCACAUAGCCCUUCUCCCUGAAGACUUAUCCAAACAGGUCGCUGCUUGUUGGAGUGUCCAGAGUGGUUUACGGGCAUACCAGAGAGAGCUGGCAUCUCUCUGGGUGCAGGGCCGAGAGCUAGAGAGAGAUGCCACUGACAAAGAGAGAGCGGAAACCCUGUCAAGACUUGAGAAGCUACAGGCAGCAUUUGAAACCGCACUCCAAAUGACUACCCAGCGUCUCGCAGGCUUAGAGAAAGCCCUAACCUCAAGAAAGUACUUCCAGGUCGACCUGGAUAAGACUUGCCACUGGCUGAGACGAGCAGAUGCCAUCACCUUUCCCGAAAUCAAUUUAAGCAACAUAGACGAUGACUCUGAGUUGCAAACACAACUGUCGAACUUUCAGAAUGUCUUAGAACAAGCAUCAGAGUACGAGAACCUUCUUCUCAUCGUCCAAAGAAUAGGCCAGGAGAUCCUCCCCACUUUGAACGAGAUCGAUCAUUGCUACCUAGACGAGAGGCUCAAUGCUCUGCCUCAGCAGUACAACGCCAUCCUAGCUCUAGCCAAAGAGAAAAAAGACCGAGUCCAACAACUAAUCUUAGAGCGAAAAGAGUUCAGCACUUUCUUUGAUAUAACUCGUAAUGCACUGGAGGAGCUUCAGGAGCAGUUUGACAAUCUGGAGAAGCAGACUAUCAGUAUUAGAGAGGAUGAAUUUAUUCAACUAAUAAUGAAAUACAAAACUAUUAAUGAAAGUUUAUUCCAUAUCUGCCCCGCUGUGAGAGAACUUCAUGGUAAAAACGAAGGAUUUUUAAGUAGUGGGCAGCAAUAUAGAGCCGUGGAGACACAGCAGCUGGUUAGUGUCUAUAACACGCUGAAAAGGAGAAAUGAUCAGAAAAUGAAACACUUGGAUGAAUGCUUGAAAACUCUAGUUGAACUCAACAGAGUAUCCAACAGGGUUGAUUCAGAAUCAGAAUCUGUGAAAGAGAAGCUGGUCGGACUGAAGUCAGACACAAAAGCAGGUGCCAUUGAUAAAAUCACAAAUCUUUAUUUGCUGCUUGAAAGUCUGGACUGUGUGAGCUCUGAGGCUGAAGAAUGUAACGUACAAACUAAAGGCCUUGGUCUGAAGUUUGACCCUGCUGCCUUACAGGAAAGUACGCUGCGGCUCGAAUCAUUGCAGUCGUUGAGGACAGAAGUCAAAUGUUUUGUUGAGGAAAGUGAAACGAAAGUGAGAAAAAAUGAAGAAUUUUUCGGAGAGAUGGGGAAAAUGUUGGAAUGGCUGAGGACUAUCAAGGACAAAUCAGAGGCACCUUUGACCCUUGAAGAGGUCAAAACUGAGAGAGUGCGUGAGGAGAAGUGCAAGAUAAAGAUGGUGGAAGAGGAAAUGAAAAGUAGAUUGAGAAUAGGAGACGCCUUGGGAAGCAGAGAAAAGCAAAGGUAUUGUAGUAGAAAAGAAGCCGUUCCUGACCUCAUAGAAGAGAAGCUGAAGGAGCUGGCGGAGCUGAGCGCUGAAGUUCAACAAGGAAUCAGCAAAAAACUGCUGGCUGUGGAUCAAGCCCUUGCCUUGGUCCAGAGGUACCACUUAUCUCUGCAGUGCGUUCAGACAUGGAUGGACUCUGUUGCAGCUGUGCUCCAGAGGGCCAGCUCAGGGGUGGAGCUUGACAACCAGACAGAUUGUGUGCAAGACCUGGAUGAGAUUUCAGCCCAGGAAAAAAACUCCACAGCUGGUUUGGAGGAGCUGAGAACUUUGGAUCCUCUACUGGAGGAAUUUGUGCAAGCGGAAGCAAUGAGUGAACUUAGAGAAAAAGUUGAGGCAAUGCACCUGAGACAAAGAGAAGUUGAACAGCAACUGGAUGCUAACAGAGAAUUGCUUCAGAGUUGUGCAACUCUUUGGACCUCCGUCCAACAUGAAAAAGAAACACUGGUUGAACAGAUGAAUGACACAGAGAUCAAGAUGUCCAUGUUCACCACCGCUAAAGCUAUCAGUGUCCACCAGGCAGAGGAAAAGUGUCAAAGAUUCAAGUCUCUGGUGGCUCACAUCGACCUGCUGGAAUUGCCUCUGAAUGCUUUAAAGGAGAAUGCAACAGAGUUAGAGCAGAUCGUCUCUGAGUCCAGCAAAGCUGUCAUCAGCCACUCAGUGUCCUCUCUGUGGCAUAGGUGGACCCGGCUUCGCAGUGUGUCCCGGGCCCAGGAGAGGGCACUGGAGGACACUGUGAAGGAGUGGAGGAACUUCACUGAGCGGAUGGAGAAGGUUCGCUCAGUGUCCCAAGACCUCCACAGUCGCGUCCCUGACAGCACGGUUGAGAAGGCAGCCACCAGGGCGGCGCUUCAGAGCCUCCAGGAGUAUCACGACUCCUUCAUGCUGGAGGUGGAGCGGGAGCAGUCCAUCCUUGCUCUGCUGGGUCAACACACUCGCAGCCUCAGAGGAGAUGAGGAGGAGCAGAAGGAGAAGAAGACUGCAAAUGGACAUGAGGAGACACCUUGCUUACAAGAGAUCAGAAGCAUGCAGGAGCAGUAUGACUGCCUCCUGCUGCGAGUGCAGGCCAGCAGGGCCCAGGUACACCAGGAACUGAGGGAGAGAGAGGAGGUGGAAAAGGAGCUGGGCUUAGUCAAAGGUUGGAUCCAAGACACUCGUGGCCUACUUCUGAGUCCCACUGCAGACCUGGAAUCACUGCUGGAGGAGCUAGAGACGGCACAUGGUGAGGUCAUCAGCAGGCGCCAGAGUGUGGAGCGCAUGACAGAACUGCAGCAGACCAAGUACCAGGACCUCCAGGCUGGUCUGCCGUCAGAGCUCAGCAUGCAGCUGGCUGAGGUGGCUUUGGCUCUCGGCUCUGCUGAAGAUCAGGUCCAGGCGAGGGAAAGGGAGGUGCAGCAGACAAGAGAUGUGAAAGAGGACUUCAGCUCCAGACUCCAGGACAUCGAGGCGAAGCUGAAGACCAUUGCUCUGAAACUGGAAUACAAGAGUGCCGACCUCGAGGAGGCCAAAGAAGAGACCAAAAUUCUUUGUGAAGAGUGCGAAUGCUGUGUUCGCUCUUUGCUGGAGUUAGGAGUAGCAGUGCAGGAGUUUGGAGAGCAGAACCCCCUCCUCUGUAAGCAGCUGGGCGACGCUGUGGCAAAGCUGAUAGAGGUGCAGCGCCAAACCACACAGCAGGUCCAGGACAGAGCUAACAGGCUGAAGAAGGCAGAAAGACAGGCGGAGGAUUAUCAGGGUAUGAAGGUGUUCAUUUCGGGCUGGGCAGAAAAGGCAGAGACUCUGGUCAGCUGCAGCAUCAUCUGGGGCUCCGCCUCCCAGCUCCAAGAACAAAUUCGAGCACAUCAGGCUCUGCUGCGGGAGUGUCGGGGUCUCCAUGGUGAUUUGGAGGCCAUGGGGGAGAGGGAGGGGCAGCUGGGGGAGGUGUUGCAGACGGAGGGGUGGAUCCAGCAGGUGAAGCACCUCAGCAGACGCACAGAGGAGCUACAGCAAACUGCCAAGACUCGCCUCCAAAGUCUGCAGGAUGCUGCAAAGGAUAUGUUGCGUUUGGAGGCAGAGGUGAAGAACCUCCAUGCUGCUGUAGACCAGAUCCAGGUCACACUCGCCUCCCCAGACCUCAACAGACUUAGUCUCCGAGAGCAGCUCACACAAAGACAGCGUCUGUUGGUGGAAAUGGAGGGCUUCAAGCAGCAGGUAGCGGCAGUACAGCAGUGUCAGAGCGCCCUCCGGCUUCCAGAGGAGGUAGUGGCCGGCCUGCCUGUCUGCCGCACAGCUCAGACUCUGCAGCAGGAGGCCAGCCAACUGCAGCAUACCACCAUCCAGCAGUGCAAUAUCCUGCAGGAGGCCGUGGUGCAGUAUGAGCAGUAUGAACAGGAAGUAAAGAACCUUCAGAGAUUGAUAGAAGAGGCUCACCGCAUCAUUCAAGAUCGGCCCGUCUCCACCAGCAACAUACAGGAACUUCAGGCUCAAAUACACCACCAUGAGGAGCUGGCCCAGAAGAUCCGUGGCUACCAGGAGCAGAUCGCCUCCCUCCACUCCAAGUGUAAGAUGCUGACCGUGAAGGCCAAACACGCCACCAUGCUGCUGACAGUCAGCGAGGUGGAGGGCCUCUCGGACGGCAUGGACGAGCUGAGUGAUGAGGAGCUGCCCAGCGCCGUGGCUGCUAAUGACACCGCCUCCAACAAGCAGCUUCCAGCACACCCCUCUGUUGUCAUGAUGACAGCCGGCCGUUGCCACACGCUCCUCUCCCCCGUGACGGAGGAGUCAGGGGAAGAGGGCACGAACAGCGAAGUUUCCUCUCCCCCUGCCUGCCGCUCCCCCUCCCCAGGGGCUAACGCUGACACUCCUCUUAACCAGGGUCGAGGUUCGCUAAGCCGAGCGCCUCUCCAGGAACUCUAUGACCCAUCCAUGGAGUCCAGUUCUGCUAACCUGGACGACCUGCAGAGAUCCUGGGAAACUCUAAAGAAUGUGAUCAGUGAGAAGCAGAAGAGUCUGUAUGAGGCUCUGGAGCGUCAGCAGCAUUAUCAGGAGUCCCUUCAGUCCAUUUCCACUAAGAUGGAGUCCAUCGAGGGAUCUCUCAAUGAGAGCCUGGAGCCCAGCAAGAGCCCCGAGAGCCAGAUGGCUGCACACCAGGCUCUAAUGGAUGAGAUCCUGAUGCUGCAGGAUGAGAUCGGUGAGUUACAGACGUGUUUCUCGGAGGAGUUGGCGGACAGCGACAGUGACGGGGAGCCGGGCGAUCAGCUGGCUCUUCAGUCCACUCUCACUGUGCUGGGAGAAAGGAUGGCAACAAUUCGAAUGAAGGCUUCUGGGAAACGGCAGCUACUGGAGGAGAAACUAAGUGAGCAGCUGGAAGAGCAGCGGCAGGAACAGGCCCUGCAGCGUUAUCACAGCGAGGCCGCAGAGCUCGACCACUGGUUACUUAGCACUCGUGCCACUCUGAGCUCCGCUCUACAGCCCCUAAACGAAGACCUGGACAUGGAGGAGCAGCUCACUGACUGUCAGAAUAUGCUGUUUGAGAUCGAGCAGAAAGUGUCGUAUCUGUCAGAGCUGUCCAUCCACAGCGAGAGCUUACUGCUGGAGGGUCGAGCUGAGACCAAGGGAGAAGCGGAGCAACUCAGCCUCAAACUGCGCUCCCUCAAAGACAGCCUGCUCGAGCUGCAGCAGAUGCUACAGGACAAACAAGUUGACAUACAGGGUUCAUUGCAGGAGCAGGAAGACAGUGAGACGGAUACAUCUCUCUCCCAGAGUCCUAAUGUCCAGGAUUGGCUGUCUCAGGCUAGAUCCUCGCGAACACAGCAGCACCACGACAACCUACUUCGACAGAGGGAGCUGCAAGAGAAGGUAGCUGAACAGAGGAGGCUGCUCCAGUCUGUCGCCAGUGUCGGAGAAGAGUUACUGAGCCAGACCACACCCAAUGGGGACAGUGAAAUAUCCGUCCCAGGAGGAGUGUUGCUGGAGCCUGAGUCUCCCUUAGACCAGCUGAGACAGCGCUGGGAAAACCUGAAUAAAGAUCAGAACACAAAGCUGAAGCUCUCCCUCUACUCAUUGGAACAGGAACAGCUGAGCCCGGUCCUCCACCGAUCCCGCCUGUCCAGUCCUAGUAUGGUGUUCAGAGGCGAGUCGGCCAGCCAGGACUUUGGUUCCCCCACAGCUUUGUUUGAAUCCUGCAGCCAGAAUCUGGAAAGAAUCGCCCAAGAGGCGGGAAAUGGUGACAGUAAACUGAUGGGAGGGACGACAGUCCAGCAGGACCUGUAUGCUGCUGUUUCAGCAGCCUCUUCCUGGUUGGAUACUGCAGAAAAUCAGCUGCUCUCUGGUCCAGUUCUGCUCUCUGAAGAUACAGAGACACAACUUACAAAUCUAGAGGGUCUUCAUAAACAACUGAAGGUGAUGACCAGUGAGGUAAACCUGUGCAGAGACCUUCUGGGGGGAGGAGCGGGUUUGAUGUGUGGAGGAGAGGAGCGAGACCUGAUGGGGGACACGCUCGAGGGUCUGAAGGAGAGGAUGGGCCUGCUGGAAUCCACCCUGGAACUACAGUGUGACGGCAUGAGGGACAGGCUGCAGGAGCACUCAAGCUUCCAGAAUGAACUGAGGUUGCUUUUCACGGCUCUGAGUGAAAGUAAACACCAGUUGUUACAGAAAAUGGCUUGCACUGUGGACAGACCUGCAUCCAAACAGAUAGAGACUUUAUCAGAGGUGGAGGAGAGUCUGAGAGAGUUUGAGCAGAGAGUUGCAGAGCUGAAGACAAGAGCAGAGGGACUCCAAUCCGACCAAAUCUCCAACCAGGAGUUUCUCAAACUACAGGAUGCGUAUGAGGAACUGGUGCUGAUGGUCGGAUCCAGACGGAGCAGCCUGAACCACGGCCUAUCUCUCAAGGCUCAGUAUGAAGCUGCACUUCAAGACCUUACAGACCUGGUGGACACGGCUCAGGACAAGAUGGCCGCCGAUCAGAAGAUGACUGUGGCUUCUGUCAUUGAGGUUCAGAUGUUAUUGGACAAACACAAAGAGUUUUUCCAUGAUCUGGAAUGCCAUAUGAUCCUCACCCAGACGUUUUACAGCAAAGUAUCUGGUCUGGUGGCACAGAGGGGAAACCAGGUCCUAGAGGAGACGAUGGCCUUGGCCCACAGUGUGCUUAAACAGGCCCACAGGAGAGGGGUGGAGCUGGAGGGCAUCCUGGAGUCAUGGAGCAGACUUGUGGAAGAGUACCAGGCUCUGUGUAGACAACUGGAGGCCGUGGAGUGUAGCAUCCCCACUGUAGGCCUGGUGGAGGAAACAGAGGAAAGACUUGUUGAAAGGAUCAGUCUCUAUCAGCGUCUAAAGGCCAGUCUGACGGAGCAUCAGCCCCAGCUUUAUCAGGUCCUGGAGGCGGGCAAGAGGCUUCUUUUGUCUGUUGGCUGCUCAGACCUGCAGAACCAGUUAACCCAGUUAGGAGAACACUGGCUCUCUUCCACCACCAAGGUCAACAAGGAGUUGCACCGCCUCGACUCCACGCUUAAACACUGGAGCAGGUACCAAAGUGAAUCCGCAGAGUUGAGCCACUGGUUGCAGUCGGCUCUAGACCGGCUGGAGUUCUGGACGACGCAGUCAGUGACAGUGCCUCAGGAGCUGGAGACGGUCAGAGACCACCUCUACGCCUUCCUGGAGUUUUCCAAAGAGGUGGACGCUAAGUCGUCUCUUCGUUCAUCUGUGCUAAGCACAGGCAACCAACUUCUGCGAUUGAAGAGAGUGGAUACGGCUGGUCUCAGGACAGCGCUGGGUCAGAUCGACACCCAGUGGGCUGAGCUGCUGACUCGAAUUCCUGUGGUGCAAGAGAAGCUACACCAGCUGCAGAUGGAGAAACUGGCAUCACGGCACGCCAUCACUGAGCUGAUGAGCUGGAUUUCUCUCAUGGAGAACAUCAUAGAGGAAGACCAGGACAAAAUCAUGGGAGCUGUAGGCUCAGAGGUGGUCCAGAACUUCUUGCAGAAGUAUAAGGGUUUCCGUAUAGAUCUAACGUGCAAGCAGUUGACUGUGGACUUUGUGAACCAGUCGGUGCUGCAGAUCAGCAGUCAGGAUGUUGAAGGAAAACGCAGUGACAAAACUGAUUUUGCUGAGAAACUUGGUGCCAUGAACCGACGAUGGCAGAUAUUACAAGGGCUUAUUGCGGAAAAGAUUCAGGUUUUGGAAGGACUUUUGGAAGGUUGGCUGGAGCAUGAAAAUGGAGUUCAGGCCUUGAAAACGUGGCUCACUCUGCAGGAGGAGAAACUGAAGAAGAGACACAGGAUAGAGGAUGUAGCAUCAGUGCAAAGUGCACUUAAAGACUGUCAGGAGUUGGAGGAAUCAGUGAAGGAAAAAGAGAAGGAUCUAGAGAAAGCCGAGGAACGAGCGAAUGCUCUCAUCCGGGACAAGAAAGGUGCCACUUGCUCUGUUGUCAGGGAGACCCUUAAAGGACUGAGCCAAUCCUGGGCUCAUUUGGACCAUAUGAUAAGUCAGAUGAAGGUGAGCCUGCGGUCGGUGUUGGAACAGUGGACGCUGUACCGGAGGGCUUCAGAGGAGAUAAAUGGUUACCUGAUGGAGGGGAGGUACUCUGUGUCCAGGCUGCACCUCCUUAACGGGUCUCUAGAGGCUGUACAGCAGCAGGUGGAGAGUCUUGAGAACCUACAGGAAGAGAUGGAUAAGCAAGAGAGCAGUCUGAGGAAGUUUGGCUCUGUUACACAUCAGCUUCUGACAGAGUGCCACCCAUCUGUGGUGGAAACACUCAACAGAGCCCUGCAGAGCGUCAACAUUAGGUGGAACUCUCUUUUAGAGCAGAUCUCAGAGCAGCUAAGAAGCAGUACAGCCCUGUUGGGGAUAUGGCAGCGCUACAGGUCCUUGUAUGGCCAGUGUGUGACGGCGGUUCAGAAACAGGAGGAACGCGCUGACUGCCUGCUGAAGAGCGCCACUGACAGGGAUAUCACAGAGGAGGAGAGCAGUGUCUGGAUUAAUGACUGCAAUGCGUGCCUUGGUGACCAGGCCUCUGUGCAGAAGACCCUCCAGCAGCUGCAGGCUUUAGGGGAGCAGCUGAAGAGCCAAGUUGAUGCCUCCUCCUCGGCAGCUCUCCAGUCUGACCACCUGUCACUCACACAUCGCCUAGAAACAUUGAAGCACAGCCUUCACAGGCAGCAGGAACUGCUGCAGACUGGAUCUCAGGCCUGUGAGGGCUUCAGAGAGCAGAUGGACACAUUGAUCAGUAAGGCUGAGGAGGCCGAGGAGGUGCUGAAGGAGUCUGACUCAGUUGGGUCUCCAGAUAUCAUUGUGGUCCAGACACGUAUGGAAAAACUGCAGGUUCACCUGUUGAAUCUGAGCAGUCUGUCUCCAGACCUGGAACGUGUCAACGAGUUGAUGUACAGACUCCCAGUCAGUGAUCGAGACGUGAAACGGCUGCAAAGUCUCAACAGGUCCUGGGCCGCUCACUCCGCCAACCUCACUGAGAGGUUCAGUAAGCUGCAGGCAGUGGUGCUCCAGCAGCAGAGCUUCCUUCAGAAGUGUGAGGCGUGGAUGGACUUCCUGUCUCAGACUGAACAGAAGCUGGCUGCUGAGAUCUCAGGAAACUGUCAGAGUCUGCUGGAGCAGCAGAGAGACCAUGAGCUGUUCCAGGCAGAGAUGUUUAGCAGGCAGCAGAUUCUCUACUCCAUCAUCAGUGAUGGACAUCGGAUGCUAGACCAGGGACAAGUGGAUAACAGAGGUGACUUCAGUGGGAAACUGGCCUUGCUGAGCAAUCAGUGGCAGUGUGUAGUGAGGCGGGCCCAGCAGCGGCGGGGCAUUAUCGACAGUCUGGUCCGCCAGUGGCAGAAUUACAGAGAGAUGGCAGAGAAGCUGCAACAGCGGCUGCAAGAAGUCACCCAAGAUCCAGAUGUGCAUCAGCCCGGAGAACCAGUCGCUCUGCAGCAGGCCAGGAACCUGUUGGAUCAGAUACAGCUGAGGGAGCGGGUGCUCCAGAGGCAGCAUGGAGGCUACAUUCUGACGGUGGAGGCCGGCAGGAGCUUGCUGCUGUCGGCCGACGCCAGGGCAGAGUCCACCCUGCAGACAGAGCUGAUGGAGAUUCAGGAGAGGUGGAGACACGCGCACCACCGCCUGGACCAGCAGAGGAGGGAGCUGCACGGCUUGCUCAAGAACUGGGAGCGAUGUGAGAAGGGCAUUACUGCAUCACUCGAGAAACUGAGGGCCUUCAAGAGAAAGCUGUCUCUGCCACUGCCUGAUCAUCAUGAAGAGCUACACUCAGAGCAAAUCAGAUGCAAGGAGUUGGAGAGCAGUGUGGAGGGCUGGACGGAUGACCUCACUUCCUUGUUCCUGCUGAGGGACUCCUUGGAGGGCGUGGUCAGUGCAGAUGACAUCACAGUCCUGCAGGAACGCCUCCAGUUGCUUCAGCGCCAGUGGGAGGAGGUCUGCCACCAGCUUUCCCUGCGCAGGCAGCAGGUGAGCGAGAAGUUGAACGAGUGGGCUGUGUUCAAUGAGAAGAACAAGGAGCUGUGUGAAUGGCUCACUCAGAUGGAGAGCAAGGUCUCUCAGAAUGGAGACAUCAGCAUUGAAGAGAUGAUCGAAAAGCUGCGCAAGGACUACCAGGAGGAGAUCAGUGUCGCUCAGGAGAACAAGCAGCAGCUGCAGGUUAUGGGAGACCGGCUUGCCAGGGCCAGCCAAGACAGCAAGGCGGCCGAGAUCCAACACAAACUCAGCAAAGUGAGCGAGCGUUGGCAGCACCUGCUGGACCUCAUCGCUGCCAGGGUGAAGAAGUUGAGGGAGACUCUGGUGGCGGUGCAGCAGUUGGAUAAAAACAUGAGCAGCCUGCGUUCGUGGCUGGCUCACAUCGAGACGGAGCUGUCCAGGCCGAUCGUCUACAGCACCUGUGACGACCAGGAGAUUCAAAGGAAACUCAACCAGCAGCAGGAGCUGCAGAGGGACAUUGAGAAACACAGCACAGGUGUGGCAUCAGUACUGAACCUGUGUGAAGUCCUGCUGCACGACUGCGACGCCUGCUCCACAGAGACAGAGUGCGACUCCAUCCAGCAGGCGACCCGAGGGCUGGACAGACGCUGGAGGAACAUCUGUGCCAUGUCCAUGGAGAGGAGGCUCAAGAUUGAGGAGACGUGGAGGUUGUGGCAGAGGUUUCUGGAUGAUUACUCAAGGUUUGAAGAUUGGCUGAAGACCUCAGAAAGGACAGCAGCUCUGCCCAACUCCUCUGGAGUUCUUUAUACUGUUGCCAAAGAGGAGCUUAAAAAGUUUGAGGCCUUCCAGCGGCAGGUACAGGAGUGUCUGACCCAACUAGAGCUCAUCAACAAACAGUACCGUCGCCUGGCCAGGGAGAACCGCACCGACUCCUCCUGCCAACUCAAAGAAAUGGUGCAUGAUGGGAACAGGCGAUGGGAUAACUUGCAGAAGAGGGUGGCAGCCAUCCUACGAAGACUCAAGCACUUCAUUGUCCAGAGAGAGGAGUUUGAGACGGCUCGAGACAGCAUUCUGGUGUGGCUGACAGAGAUGGACCUCCAGCUGACAAACAUCGAGCACUUCUCUGAGUGUGACGUUCAGGCCAAGAUAAAACAGCUCAGGGCGUUCCAGCAGGAGAUCUAUCUGAACACGGGGAAGAUCGAGCUGGUGUUCAGACAGGGUGACGCUCUGAUCGAAAAGAGUGAACCUCUGGACGCGGCCGUCAUCGAGGAGGAGCUGGAGGAGCUGCAGAGAUACUGUCAGGAGGUGUUCGGACGAGUCGACAGAUACUACAAGAAACUCACACGACUGCCUCUGGCCGAUGACGAGCUCGAUGGUUCGGACAGAGAGUUGGAACUGGAGGAAGGUGGAGACCUCUCGGAGCUGCAGUGGGGCGACUCCUCUCUGCCCCGCCCAUCCAGCCGCCCCCCCUCGGGCACGACUGCCCUCAUCCGGGCUGACCGCUCAGGACGUGACACGCCGGCCAGUGUUGACUCCAUCCCCUUAGAGUGGGACCACGACUACGACCUGAGCAGAGACCUGGAGAGCCCAGGUGGACGAGGUCACAGGGAGAGGAGGCGAGGGCAAGAGGAGGAGGAUGAGUAUCUGAGGACAGCUGCCACGGUGCUGUCAGAUGUAAUUAUCCCAGAGAGCCCCGAGGCUUAUAUAAAACUGACCGAGAACACACUGAAAUCAUCCUCUGGUGAGCCGGGCCAGCUGGAGGCGAGUCUCAGACAGUUGGAUCAGGCUCUGGAUGCAGGACGGUUCCACCUGCAGCAGAGAGAGACCACUGCCAACAGCUCCAGCCCCGACAUAGACUCCACCUACAUGGGCUAUAUGCGCCUGAUGGGAGAGUGUCGAGGCAGUAUAGACGCAGUAAAGAGAGCCGAGGGAGAGCUGACUGAGGACGAGGACGACAUGCCGGGACUCAUCAACCCCACCAGCACAGACACUCAGAGUGCCGGUGUGAUCGAGCGCUGGGAGCUAAUCCAGGCUCAGUCUCUGAGUGAGAAGCACAGAAACAAACAGAACCUGCAGCAGUGGCAGCAGCUGAUCUCGGACCUGCAGACAAUGAGGGCCUGGUUGGGUCAGUCCGAGGCCGAACUCAGCCAGCUGCGAGGGCUCCAACUCAGCACUGACAUACACACCAUCCAGCAGAGGAUCAAGAAGCUCAAGGAGCUGCAAAAGGGGAUGGACACCCACAAGUCGGAGGUCUUGUCCAUCAACCUAAGCAGUGCAGACUUCCUCCAAUCGGACCCCGACUCUGAGGAGGCGUGGGAGCUCAGGGAUGGACUGAAAGAGAUGAACACACGCUGGGAUCGACUCGGUACCUCCCUGGAGGACUGGAGGGAAGAGCUGCAGAAGGCGCUGAUGCAGUGCCAGGAGUUUCACGAGAUGAGCCACGGUCUGCUGCUGUGGUUGGAGAACAUCGACCGCAGGAGGAACAAGGUGGUGCCCAUCCCUCCCAAACUGGAUCGUGAAACACUGCGAGCACAUCACAAAACUCUGACGCAAAUCAAGCGCGAGCUGCUUGACUCAGAGCAUAAAGUGUCGUCUCUUCAGGAGCUUUCCGCUCAGCUCCUGGUCAACACCAAACCUCACGCUGUGACGCUGCAGCAGCAGGUCUCUGAGCAGAUCUGGGAUCAGGGCAGCGAGUGUCUGGAGGCUCAGGAGAAGGUUCACGUGAUCCUGAACAGACUGAGGCUGCUCCUGAGGGAGGUCAGCUCUGACCUUGAGGGGCUGGAGAGGAGACUGGAGGCGGUGGACACCCAGCAGGUUUGUUUACCGCUGCCCGUUGCCAAAUCUGAACCCUGUGCAUCAGCUUCUCCUGUGUCAGAGGUGACCGUCCAGAGUCGCAAACGAUUGCCCCGAGGCAAAAGUAGUCAGGCCCACCCAGGACACCCUGAGAGCGUCCGGCGCCACAGCCGGAGCAAAUCACCAGGCGCCGCUGGCUGCGUUUCCUCCCAUUCUGACUUUCAGGACGGUGUCUCCUCCUCCUCCUCCUCUAAAGGCCCGUCCUUCCUGCUGAGGGUCUUUCGGGCCGCACUCCCAUUCCAGCUGCUCCUUCUGCUCCUCAUUGGCCUGGCCUGUCUGGUGCCCAUGACAGAGGAGGACUAUAGCUGCCACCAUGCCAACAACUUUGCCCGCUCUUUCCAUCCCAUGCUGCGCUACACCAACGGACCUCCUCCCAUAUGAGACGCAGCAAAUGUCUACCUUCUGCUUUGCCAAGGACUCCACUGACUCCUGUGAAUGUCUCCUCUCACCCUGUGCCCUAAAAAGAAAAACUCUUCCCCUGCCGGGGAGCUCGAGCAUUAUGAAGUGACUCAGAGAUGAAAUGAAGACUUCUCUCACUUACAUUGCACACACGUCCUGAAAUCACCUCCACCCUUUAAACUCCCAAUCCGGAUAAAUGGACUUUCAUCCGGAGACCCCCCUCCCUCCUUCAAUUAUUUCAUGUUGUUUUAACUUAAAUAUGUAUUUUUUAUUUUGAAGGUUUCUGUAGAAACCUGUGAAAUCAAUAAAAACAAAGCACUAUUUAUAUAUUGUAUGUUGGGAGCCAAAGUCGACUGUGCUUUUUGUCCAUGAUAUCCAGUGCUGCUACUAUUUAUUUUGUAUUUAAUCAGUUGACAGAUUAGUUAGUUUGGAUUAAGCUAAAGCUCCACCUUGAGUGUGGGAUGUUUAACCUUGAAAAUGUACAAGAGACGUCCAGUUUGAGUGCUGAAAUAUUACGAAUUUAAAGUCAAAUCCGAACUUAAAGCACUGACAUGAGCACUGACGAAAGGUACUGCACUGAAGCCGUCCAGCCAAGAUGGCCGACUUCUUUUCCCAAGGCUUGUAUUCUUUCUUUUUUUUCCGGAGAAUUUAAUCAACUGGGGCAUAUAUAAAAAAAAUAUAUACGCUCCAUUGUUAAACUUAAGCUUGUAUAUUAUUGUUGAAAUGCUUUUUAAGAAAGGCAGUUAUUUUUUUAUCUUUUUUUUAAGCAUGCACUUGAAAGUCCCCGGCUUUUAAGGAAGUGGAACAAUCACUGGUAGUGUUUUAGUAGACGGCUGUGACCUGAAAUAGUGUGCUUUGUAAUUACUGCGAUAAUUAUUCUGCUGUGAUGAGUCAUCAGACUCGCCGCCUUGUUGAAACAGAAUCUGUAUAAAAAAUGAUCAAAUAUGAAAAUGGUUAUUUAUGUAUGUACAGUUUGCUAAUGCCGACUUCAUGAAGAAUACUCUUUGCAAAUAAUUAAACAUAAAGUAUUUA
Molecule: messenger RNA, 27807 nt
Organism: Labrus mixtus (cuckoo wrasse)
Lineage: Eukaryota; Metazoa; Chordata; Actinopteri; Labriformes; Labridae
Gene: syne1a
Product: spectrin repeat containing, nuclear envelope 1a
Exons: 147
Coding region: 151-26757 (8868 amino acids)
Biological process (GO): signal transduction
Cellular component (GO): membrane
Molecular function (GO): protein binding
Source: RefSeq, a predicted model, not a curated record